CUGUGGCGGCAAAUAAUUUGUUUUGUUUCUAAUUGGAUAGUACGUUGUGGAGUUGUAUGCAUGACAACUACUUACAAUACUAAAGUCACAAAAUUAAAUUUUCGCGCUCUUUUUGUACAACUCCUUUUCAUACAACUACGGCCCAAGCGAGUAAAUUGAGUAAAUUGUUGUUACUUGUUGUUGGACGAGCGACUGCAAGAAUGGUUUGAUCGCGUUCGAAAUGUGACAAAAGCACAGUUUACAUAUCUUCGGAAGCCAACUGAUUUUGAUACAAUCAAGAUGCUCUCGGACAUUGAGACGUCCCAGCUCACAGGGCUGUUGACAGAAUUGAGCGUUCAGGACAUCCAGGCCCUGGUGAAAACGGUCACGAAUACGCUGAUGAUACCCAAAGACCACGAUGAGGCUGUGAAAAUCAUUCUGAGGUAUUCUCCGUCAGUUUCGUCCGUGCUGAGCCGGCAGAAGAUCACAAAGGAAGUGAUUUUUCGCCACUGCCACAAAAUGAGCGUUAAGGGUCUGAAUCCUGGAAUGACCAAAGCUAAAAUGAUCACACUGCUGGGUGAUCAUUGGGAGAAAGAAAAGAAAAGGAAAAGUCGCCAACUACCAGAGGAGAAGAAAAAGGGCAAAUCAAGUGGAUCAAGCGAGAGGACUGUGACCAUCGUUGUUGGGUCCAGGUCGAAGACUCCAGCUCCAGAUGCUGUCAAAGAAGAAGAUAGUGAGUCGUUGAAUGACAACAAAGAAAAGGAGAAUGACACAGAUGAAGAGAAGGAGACAGUUGAAGAGGAGAAAAAAAUCAAAGAAGAGAAAGAGGAUAUAAACAAAAUAAAACGCAGUGAAUCAAAGCCCUCUGCAAGCAUUGCCAACAAAAAUACUGAAAUAAUAAAGGAGCAGGUUACUGAGGAGAUGAGUGACCAUGUGGACCAAUCAAAUCAGAUUUCUCUCAAUGCUGGAACCCUCUAUGGCAACCAACUUCAAAUCUAUCACCAAUUUCCUUCCAGCACCCUGCAACUUUUCUCUGAGACUUUCGUAAAAUGGUUUUAUGAUUUGCUCAACAAGGGAGUUUCUGAUAGUGGUCAAAAGUUUGGUCCAGAACACUUCUGGCCCGACAGCUACCUCAGUAUCAAAGUCACUGGUCCAAAUCUGAAUGCCAUAGAGGAAAGACAAACUGGUCAGGAUUCGUGCAAUCUUCUCUGUCAGAUGAGGAACCACUUUGAUGUGAUUCUUAAUCCAAACAUCUCUGCAGAUGGUGUUGUCUCGCGAACCGAAAACCACGGACUGAUAAAUAUUGUGGUCUGCGGCACUGCUCACAGGAAUGAUCUUUGUGUUGGCUUUUUCGAGCAGAGCUUCCUACUAAUCAGAGAUCCAUCCAUGGAAAACAAUUGGAGAGUCAAAAAGUCUCUAAUGCAAAUGAAGACUACCAUAGAUGGUAAGUCUGGAAAGCCUGACGUCAGUACCACAAAAUACUUCAUUCCCUUGAUUCUCUAAAUGACUGAUUAGAAGUUGACCUAAGACACAUUUGGUUUUAGUUCAAAGGAUUUGAUUCCGGCUGUCAAUAACACAAGAGGCUAGUGCCAUACAAACAACAAGUGAUUUAAGAAAAUAAGAAGAUAAUUAUAGUAAUUAUUAAACUAACAAAGAAGCAUGUAAAUAAUGCAAAAGUGCCUCCAAUGAUCUGCAUUCUAAUCAUUAUGACUGAUACUUUUUGUGUGCAUCCUAAUUGUUUAUAAUCGGCUCAUUACCCGAUGGAAAAUAUAAAUUAAUGAAAAAACAGAAGCAAACAGGAAGAAAUUUUCAUAGAUAAAUUAGAUGAAUUAUCAACAGAAUUAACUUCAUGGUAAUUGUGUCUGAAUUGACAUUGUUGUAUUGAAAAUGGGUCAGAUUGAUUUUUGUGGCAGUCAUUAAAAUUCAACAUAAUUGAUAAAAAUUUAAAUAUUUGGUUGUAAAAUAAUUUUUGGGGCAUUGCUUUCAACAUGGCUAUCCCAGGAUUUCAUGGAAAAUCUCCCAUUAAAAUACCUUUUACGUUUAUGUAAUUCUGGUUUUAUUAAGUUGAUCUCUCUAAAAUUCUUCUCUUAAUUUCAUUUGACAUCAAUUCGCGUUCUCUUCGUGCUCCUUUCAUUAUUGCUCUGUUUUCGGCAGCUCUUCUUGCCAGGUAAGGAAUAACCUGGUGAAGACUGCCAAAUGCCACCGACUUGUAGACCAAGUAAUUGGCUUGUGCUGAAAUUUUUGAUUUUGUACAAUUCAUUUUUACAUUUAUGAAUAAAUUUGCGACAAAAAUA
Molecule: messenger RNA, 2273 nt
Organism: Neocloeon triangulifer
Lineage: Eukaryota; Metazoa; Arthropoda; Insecta; Ephemeroptera; Baetidae
Exons: 4
Coding region: 280-1482 (400 amino acids)
Source: RefSeq, a predicted model, not a curated record